CUCCUGGCUCUGCUCCUUCCACACCCGCAGGCCGCAGCGAUGCCGCCGCGCCGGGGCUAUAAACCCGGCCUCCGGCCGUAGCAGCCCAGCCUUCUGCUCCUACACCCCUAAUCGCAACCACAAUGGGCAACGCUGCGCUGCGUGGUCCGGCGGUGGAGGAGCGGCUGACGCAGCCGCGCCGCCUGGUCCGGCAGCUCUCCGACCUCGACCCCGACCGGCUCCGGCGGCUCAUCCGCUCCGGCGACCUCGCGCCGUGCUUCGACGCCGCCGACGAGGACGGCCGCGCCGUGGAGUGCCCCAUCUGCUUCCACUUCUACCCGAGCUUGAAUCGAUCCAAGUGCUGCGGCAAAGGGAUCUGCACAGAGUGCUUCCUGCAGCUGAUGCCGUCCAAGGCUUCCAGGGCUGUCCACUGCCCAUUCUGCAAAACCGCAGCCUACGCUGUCGAAUACCGUGGUGCUAGAACCUUGAGUGAGAAGAAACUUCAACGAGAAGAAGAACAGAGCGUUCAUGAGGGUGCAACGAGAAUACAUUCCAAGAACGCCGGUCGACAUAUCCUACUACCAUAGGAGUCGCAAGCCCGAUUUUGCCACGCUAAAAGCUCCAAAACCGAACUGUUGAUUUUUCUGACCCUUUGAGAGAGAUUUCAUUGCUGCCUUGACAGUACCUGAAAUGUUUCAGAUGUUAUUUGUCUGCAUAAUUUUUAGACAAUGGAAAGAACUGUUUUAGAUAUAUAUCUUUGCAGAACAGAGACACAGAGUAAAUGCUACUACUGCAAACUGAAACAAAAAAUAUUCUGCCAGUGAGCACUAGUAGAGUGAGGAUUUGGUGCAGAAGUGUGGAAUGAUUAUGUUGACGGCUCUGAAGACAAAGAUAAAGUGUUGAUGCCUAAAUUAUAUUUGUGGUGGCCAAGAACUCCACAUUAGCGUCCACUCAUCAUGCAACCGCAGCCUGUACUCUGUAGUUCUUCUACUUCUAUCUUUUCUACUGCUGUCGAAGUUCAGAAUGUGACAGCAUCAGCAUCAAAUGUAUUCUUCAGCUCGGUUGAAAACC
Messenger RNA from Triticum dicoccoides, 1050 nucleotides. RefSeq names its product E3 ubiquitin-protein ligase GW2-like. The transcript has 5 exons. Gene Ontology annotation, cellular component: cytoplasm. The record is from RefSeq and is a predicted model, not a curated record. The coding region runs from base 123 to 566 and encodes 147 amino acids. NCBI's taxonomy places the organism in Eukaryota, Viridiplantae, Streptophyta, Magnoliopsida, Poales, Poaceae.